AUGGAGAAGAAGCAAAAAGAAGCCGAGCGCUCACGAAGAAAUCGUAGGAAACGAAAAAGUGAAUUUGAAAAAUAUAAGGAAUUCUAUAAGUAUGCUACUGAAAACAACAUGUCAUUUGUGCAAGAAUUCGAAGCAAAACGGCAGGCGUCGUCAGCAGCAAGAGGAAACAGUCAUAGAACCAGUGGUCGAAGAGAAACAACCGGAGACGAGUAG
Molecule: messenger RNA, 213 nt
Organism: Paramuricea clavata
Lineage: Eukaryota; Metazoa; Cnidaria; Anthozoa; Malacalcyonacea; Plexauridae
Source: the annotation of a GenBank genome assembly